Molecule: messenger RNA, 688 nt
Organism: Dunckerocampus dactyliophorus (ringed pipefish)
Lineage: Eukaryota; Metazoa; Chordata; Actinopteri; Syngnathiformes; Syngnathidae
Gene: ubl3b
Product: ubiquitin-like 3b
Exons: 6
Coding region: 232-585 (117 amino acids)
Molecular function (GO): protein binding
Source: RefSeq, a predicted model, not a curated record
CAUCCGGCGUCUUCCCGUCCAUUAGCCAACGAUACCCACUUUCAGCCUUUCCAGCUGCAUUCGAUAUUUUCCUCUGGAAAAGCCUCGAUUCGACUAUUUUCCCCACUUUACUGAAUGCACAAUUCCAUCACAAGCAUCAAAUGCAGGGCUCUGGCCCCGUCUCCAGCAGCUGAAGCACGCCCGUCCUGCCCUCUCUGCUCCGGGUCCACUGCCUUCUGUCCUCGCUGAGCCAUGAGCACCCACAGGGAUCUCGAUAUGGUACACCUCCGCCUCAUCCUGGUCAGUGGGAAAACACAGGACUUCACCUUCUCACCAAACGACUCGGCCACAGACAUCGCUAAACAUGUAUUUGAAAACUGGCCCACGGGAUGGGAGGAGGAGCGGGUGAGCAGCCCCAGCAUACUCCGCCUCAUCUUCCAGGGACGCUUCCUUCAUGGCAAUGUGACCCUUGGAGCUCUGAAGUUGCCUCCGGGCCGAACCACAGUCAUGCACCUGGUUGCCAGGGAGACUCUUCCAGAGCCCAACUCUCACGGUCAACGAAACAGAGAAAAAACCACAGAGAGCAAUUGCUGUCUCCUCUUGUAAGGAAACAACCCUUCCUUGUACCCUUAUCUAUGUACCAUAUGCACACACACACACACACACACACACACACACACACACACACACACACACACACACACACAAA